UGGCAGUAGUGUUGCUUGGACCAGUAAUGGACGUUGUGAAAUUUGGUCUUUGUGUUUGUUUUUUGCUGAAUAUCGGACAUUUUCACUAAAUCCUUGCGUUUUCCUCUAGUACUUUAUCAACAUUCAGUGAUCAACAAUGGUCCACACUCGACGUAUGGAAUUGAAUGACUCUAGUCAGGGGCCCAGGCAUCGUACCAGGGGUAGUUUGAGAUUGCUGAAGCCCGUGGUAGCUGAGGACAGCGGUUCUACUAGUGUCGACGACAGUGAGAGCGAAGAUUCUGCGGAUAAGGAUUCCUCAUCGAAUCCGGCUAUCAAGGCAGAGGAAUCGAUGAAAAAAUUGCCGAGUCGCUCCACUCAGUUGAAGAGCAAUUUUAGAUUCAGUGGGAGAAAAUUCAACGACGCAACCGAGAUAUUGCCAUUUUAUUCUCGGACAUGCCGUAGACCUAGGAAUUCACUACAUGUGUAGAAAAAAAUAAUGAGAGGAAUCAUUUACUGGUUUUAGAUCGUCCAUUGAGAAGUAAGAGAAAACGUCUGUCAUUGGAGAGUAGGAGACCUCUGGUUUACACAAUGCAAGACGAUUCUGCUGAUGAUACGGAAGAGGAAAUAUAUACUGUCAGAAGUAGGAGGAGCAGACAUUUGAUCAGAAUGAACAGAAUUCAGAGGAGGACUGCAUUGUCUCUCAGGCCCAUCAGACAGAAAUGCUAUGCAGAUCCUCGUUCUCCAUCGCAUUACAACUCAGACAGUGAAGGUGGAGUCCGUAGAAGCAAGAGAAAAGGCAACCUGAAUAACAUGUCAUGGCUGGCAGACAGCCAAAUGCCGAAGGUCGGUUAUCCGACGUUGAAUACUGGAUAUUCGGAAGAAGACAGCAGAGAUGCUGCGGAAGGGCAACAUCUAGAGAUAUCCAGAAGGGUUACCAGGCGUACCAACGAUUUAGGGAUGACGAAAACUAAGUACCUGUAUGAAUAUGAUAACGAAGAGGAGCCAUCCAGAAGCAGAAGAAAGCGCCCGGUGGCUUUCAAUACAAAAAAGGAGGUUAGACACGAAUCUAACGACAAGGAAAAUAAUAAAGAUGUUUCGUCCGUAAACAGCCGAAGUUACGGGAGAAUUUUGAGGAGUAUAAAAGAUGAGCCACACGAGGAAAAUGCAGUGGAAGACCAUGAAAGUGAAGCGGAGGUUAAAGAAAAUGGGCAGCACGAGGAAAAUCACGAGCAAAAGGAAGAUGAACAAAAAGAAGUCGAUGAUGAUGAGAAAGAAAAGUCGAAACCUGAAGAGAAAAACGGGAAUACUUCGGACAGCGAUGAUGCCGUCCCUCUAGCAAGAACUACCAGAAAUCGUGCCAGAGGGAUAAUUUCUACGAAUAACUACUCGACCAGAAAUAAUUAUGGAAGCAGAAAUACCUAUUCUACCAGGAAUAAUUUGCUGCACAAUUAUUCUACCAGGAACAAUUAUAAAAGGAUCGAGAAAACCGAUUCCAGCUCUGAAAGUGAAGAAGAUAACAGGAAGUAUUCUCUGAGAGAACGUAGACCAAAACCGGCUCCAACAGCAAUGCAAACGUCCAUUCUAAAAGAGUGCGGAAUAAGAACAAGAAGACGUUUCACUAGGCGUUUACAAUCAUCUACUAGUUCAAGUGAUUCUUCUUCAGAUGUGCGGAUAAGUAAUAAGAAUACCAAGGCGACCAAGAACGAAAAAAAUGAAAACCGGUGCUGGUGGCAGCACCAAUAUUGAACCCAUAAAACCCGAAACGCUCGAUAAAAGCAUAACGUUUAAUACGAUCGGAGGUCUGGACGAUCAUAUCCAAUGUCUGAAAGAGAUGAUCCUGUUGCCAAUGAUGUAUCCAGAGGUAUUCAGGCAGUUUCAGGUGCAACCGCCUCGAGGUGUUUUGUUCCAUGGUCCGCCAGGAACGGGGAAAACUUUGAUAGCUAGAGCGCUAGCUAACGAGUGCAGCUUCGGGAAGAAGAAAAUCUCGUUUUUCCUGAGAAAAGGCGCUGAUCUGCUGAGCAAGUGGAUAGGAGAGUCUGAGAAACAGCUGAGGUUGCUGUUUGAACAGGCCGCCGAAAAGAAACCGUCUAUAAUAUUCUUCGACGAGCUGGACGGGCUGGCCCCAGUUCGGUCGUCUAGACAGGACCAGGUGCAUGCAAGCAUCGUUUCGACGUUGCUGGCACUGAUGGACGGUCUCACUGACAGAGGGGACGUUGUGGUUAUCGGCGCAACGAAUAGGAUCGAUGCGAUCGAUCCCGCGCUUAGGAGACCGGGCAGGUUCGACAGGGAGCUGUUCUUCCCCUUGCCUUCCAGACAGGAACGUGAAGAAAUUCUCAAAGUACACCUCUCAUCUUGGGCCUCCCAUCCUAGUCAACAAACUAUAGGCUACCUAGCAGAAAAUACAGUAGGAUACUGUGGUUCUGACUUAAGAGCUUUAUGCUCAGAAGCUGUGAUACAAAGCUUUAGGCGAAUUUAUCCUCAAGUAUAUGGAUCUAAUCAUAAGUUGCUGCUUCAACCUGAAAACGUUAAGGUAGAGAAAAUUGAUUUUAUUAGGGCAAAGUCCCUGCUAGUUCCAGCAUCACACAGGGUAUCGCAAAGGUUAGGAAGAAAAUUGUUCCCUGUGCUGGAUCCUUUAUUGCAAGAUUAUUUAAAGAAAUGUUUAAGUGUGAUACAACAAAGUUUCCCUCAUGGCUUGGAUACUUCAUUGGCAAAGGUAAAACUUUCUCCGAAUAUAAGACUGGCGCAGCUGCUGAUAACCGGUGAUGGACCGGAACAUGGGCAAUCGAGUCAUCUGGCUCCUGCUGUGUUGUUCAAAAUGGAACACAUCCACGCGUAUCUUUUGGAUCUUGCUGUGCUACAUCAAGACACAGGAAGAUCUACAGAAGAAGCUUGCAUUCAGAUUUUCCAAGAGGCUAGGCGAAACAUCCCAAGCAUUAUUUUCGUACCUUGUAUAGAUAAAUUAUGGGAUCUAGUUACUGAGACCGUAAGGGCACUAUUGUUAUCACAGUUGGCACAGUUAGAUCCGAAUAUGCCAAUUUUGUUCAUGGCAACAGCAGAAUGCAUGUACGAAAGUCUACCUCAGCAGCUCCAAAAAUUGUUCUCCCACUACCGCAACGAGGUUGUCGUAGUGAGACCGUCCACCGCAGAUCAGCGCAAGGCUUUCUUCAGGCCCCUGAUCGUCGACGGCAGCUUGAAAACCCCGCAGAGCCCGCGAAAACGCAACGGGACCCCGCCCCCGCUACCCAGGGCCCCGACGCCGCCUCCGAGUCCCUUGGACGAGGUGCAGUGCAAGAAGUUGUACGACACUGAGGAGCACACGUUGAGGGAGCUGAGGAUAUUUCUCAGGGAUAUGUGCAAGAAGCUAGCGAAUAAUAGAUUAUUCUUUAUGUUCACCAAGCCAGUAGACACCGAAGAGGUUCCGGAUUACACAACAAUAAUAAAGAAACCGAUGGACCUGGAAACGAUGAUGAUGAAAGUCGAUUUCCACAAGUACGAGUGUGCUCGUGAUUUUCUCAAUGACAUCGAACUUAUCUGUCAGAACGCACUCGAGUACAAUCCUGCUAGGACAUCUGCCGAUAAGCAAAUAAGACACCGAGCAUGCUCUCUGAGAGAUUAUGCUUACACGUUAAUAAAGACUGAAAUGGAUUCCGACUUUGAGGAUAAAUGUCAGGAGAUCGCCAAAAAAAGGAAAGAAAGAAAAUAUCGCCCGACAGAAUUCUUGCCACCUUAUAUUUAUACUCCAGAUAAUAGAGGCAACAACGACAACAUUGUCGAUGAGGAGAACAAAGAGGAUAAGUCUGAAAAAUUGUAUAGCUCCAAAGCGACGCACAAAAAGAGGAAGCUGCGACAUAGCUGGAGCCGAGGAUUUUUGAAGAAAAAAAGGAAAACGAACUCUCAAAGUCAGGUUGAAGAAAAGGUUUCUACUAGUGAUGAGCCUAAAGAAAAUGACGAAGAGUCGAAAAAUGAGAGAAGAGAGGCAGCUCGUGAGACGCCGUCUGCACCUCAGGGUUCCCAGUCUCAGGAACAUUUAGAAAAGGAUCGUGUGACGCCUGAUAGAAUGCUCACAAUCAACUGUGAUGAAAAUACGCCUAGGCGGCUUUCGGCUAGUUCAUCCUUACUAUCUCCAAAAAGGUCGUUGAACGAUUUGCUUAGCCCAUCAGAGCUGUUAGAUAAUCCGCUAGAUUUUGACGAUGUUGAAGAGGCGUUGAAUGAAACAGCUCCUGCCCCUUGCAGCGAAAAUAGGGUGGAGUGUUCCCAAACUGAGCUUGAGAAAAUUCUGGAUCAAGCUGUCAAAGUUACAGACGGCUCUACUCUAAUUACGUUACUGGACUUGUACAAUCAGCUCAAUAGGAUUGUGAAGAAAUAUUCGAGGACCCAUUGUAGGAGUUCUCUACCAAAGCAAUUAUCUGACGAGCUGUCCAGGUUCAAGGGGAAAUCUUCAAAGCGAAACUCAUCUACCUGAAGCGUCAUCGCCUACCUGUCCAUUAUAAUUUUAGCUUGAAGAAUUUUAUCCGCAUUUUAAAUUUAUUUUUUAUAGCAGUAUUUUACUUAUUCGUUUGUCCACUAAUUUAUUUCUACGGAGGAUAAUUUAUAUUUUAUAUAACAUACAGCACCAAAGACUUGUUUUCUAUAAAAGUAUCUCCACUGCCACCAAUCAAAAGGCUGAUUUAUUUUUUAUAAAACCUUGUUGAAUAUAUGUGUCGUAGACUGGUGGAAAAUGAGCUUUAUCAGAUUCACGCGUAUAUUACAAAAUAUCCUUAACAUUGUUAUGUAAGUACAGCUCUGAAAUUGUGUGUGAAUAUUCAUCUUUUAUGGAAGGAUGGAACGAGUGAUUACUUUUGUUGUUAUCACUUUUACUUUUCGAAAAAUCUUUGAUUUUCUUGAAAACUCAACUUGCUGUGAGACGAGGCUUCACGAAAAUCAAAGAUUUUUCGAAAAUGAAACAAAAGUAAUCACUUGUUUCAUUCUUCCAUAAAAGAGGAAUAUUCACACAGAAUUUCCGAGCUGUACUUAUAAUUGUUAACGAGUUCCGAUUGAAGAAAGAAUACACAAUAAAAUGCAUUUUCUGACAAUUUUGUUUUUUAGUCACACCAUGAAAUUAUCAGAUGCUGUGCAAGCCGCGAUUUUUUGUUGAUGUGUUUCGAGAGAUUUAUGCGACAUCAGUCUACGCCAUUCUGACAGUUGUAAAUAUAUAUGUGCCUUCCCUGGUUAUGUUGAAAUAACUAUUUUUUGCAGUGCAGAUAUGCGGGAGUAUUUCAAAUUCUCAGUUUAGUUUUGAGUGCCAUUCGAGUAUUUGUAAAAUGUGGAUUUCUAUGUAUAAACCGUGAUUGUUUUUCGUGUUAAAUCGAAACAGUAUGUCAAUCUUUUUCUUGAAAAUAAUGGUUGAAAUUAAAA
Acanthoscelides obtectus is the source of this 5373-nucleotide messenger RNA. The record is from the annotation of a GenBank genome assembly. Lineage: Eukaryota; Metazoa; Arthropoda; Insecta; Coleoptera; Chrysomelidae.